AUCAAAGGAAAAGGGCGGAAGAGGGAAACAGGAACUCGUGCGCAUGCGCAGACAAGUCAAUAAUAGUCCUUGCCUAUUUUAAGGUUAGAGCUUGUUGCUUUUUCAGUGGCUAAUCGGGCCGAAGGUGAAUCUUAUAUAUAUAUAUUUAUUUGCCCGAAGAAGAAGAAGUAACUGCUUAAUCUAAAUGCUGUGUGUGGCACGGUUAGCCCUUGGGGCCGGAGUUAUCACCUUGCCUGCCCGAGGCAAGGCUUCCCUGGCUUCCAAGAUUGCAAAAUAUCGGAAGAUGUGGAAGCCAACGGAGCCACAAGACUGGGCCAUUGAUUAUCGGGAGCGAUACAUCCCCUUUUCCAAGGACCAACUGGUCGAUGCGCUAGUGAAGGAGUUCCACUCCUCUAGCCACACAGAUCGAGAAUCGUUCCUGUCGUUUGUCUCUCUUGUGGAUUCAUCUCUUCUACACCAUUACCACUCUGUCCGAGACCAGUUAACGAUGCUUUACGCACCUAUUAAUCCUGACCAGGACACUUUGCAGGAAUUAUCUUUGACAGAUGCUGAGCGGUUAGCAACUGAACAGGAGGUCUUGGCCAAGAUGGAACCUCUGCUGGAUCAGGCCAACUUCAACAGAUUGUCAGACGAAACAUUGGCUUAUGCCCUUGUGGUCCACCAUCCUCAGGAUAUUGUCCAGGUGACAGUGAAUCUGGAUCAGUAUGAAUACAUGAGAUUCUGGGCUCUUGGCCAGCGGACAGGACCUCUGCAUGUGUCAACAACCAUUCCACUCCCAAAGAGGGGAUUCUUUGGCACGACUCGGAUUCCAGCAGACAGGCAAUACUUCAAACGGGUGGUGGUGGCUGCACGGAUUAAGAAUGCCCACUUGAUGCUGAAAUGCUUUAAGGACAUUCCCCUGGAAGGCCUGGAGCAGUUGCUGCCGGCUGUCAAAGUCCGCACCUCCAUCUUCUACAGGGCCCUUCUCAACACCAUGCUCAUUGUGAGCGGCUUGGCUGUCUUUGUCAAUGUCGGGAUGGUGGUGCUUUCUGACCUAAAGAUCGGCACAACCACACUGCUGAUUUUCUUUGCUGCUUUAAUGGCCUUCCGUGCUUGGAAGGUCUUUGGCCAGCGGCGAAACAUUCACUCCCUUGAGUUGGUGCAUAUGUUGUACUACCGCAGCACAUCCAACAAUUCAGAGUUUCUGGAUGCCCUUACCCUGCGUGCCCAGGAAGAGCACACCAAGGAGGUGAUAUUGGCACACAGUUUCCUCCACCAGCUUCAGCAACAGAAUCAGAAGGCCCUGCUGAAAAACCCAGAUUCAAAAACCGUUGAGUGGCUGAGAGAAGAGGUUGAGGCUUGGCUACACCUCAAAGCCGGGUUGCAUGUAGCUUUUAGUGCUGAACGUGCCUGCAAGCAUCUCAGGGAACUGGGAAUCAGGGGUGCAGGUCCCCCCACAAGUAGCCCCAAUCCUGUCUGACUGGGAAGGAGGUCCCUACGAUGGUUCCAACCAGCACUUUGUUUUCCAGAUGAUCUGGCUCCUGGCAUUUUCCUUAAUCCUGAGUAUCGCAUGUUCAGAAGGCAUGAGCACAAGAAGACUUAUUUUGGCAAGGGAUUGUGGAAGCGAAUCCAGGGCCACAAUUGUUGAUGCUGCACAGAUAACCCAGAAACACCAGGGUUUUUGUUUACUCUGUGGUAGUUGUCUGGAUGCACAUCGCCCUUAAGAACUCACCUCUUGAAACACAAGCAUGCAACUCUCUGAGCCAUAUUGCACCUUACUCACAACUGUUUGGGCAAGUGUGUGUGUUAGGGGAAGGGGAAUCUUGCUUUUAGCGUUUCCCUUCUUUUUGCAAAGCAUGUAUAUUCCAUGCUGUGGCUGUGGCUUCUUUUCUCUGAGGAAUGAGGGAUAAAACUGUCUUAAAACACUGUUUAUGUUUGAACACAGAAAUAACACCACACAAUGAAUCUCUUGCAUUUGAAGCAAAAUGCUUUUUUAAAAAAUACCCUUUGCUUUCCUGCUGGGUUAUUUUUUUGUAAAAAGAUAAGAAAAGUUUAAAAUUAUUCUGUUGCACUUUGAAGUGUGUGGCAUACACUGUGGAGCUUCAAGAGCAUGCUGCACGCUGAGCUAUUGUUUUACUUGCUUAAAAAGAUCA
This is a messenger RNA of Anolis sagrei ordinatus, 2132 nucleotides long. It is a transcript of the gene TMEM143, whose product is annotated as transmembrane protein 143. The record is from RefSeq and is a predicted model, not a curated record. Lineage: Eukaryota; Metazoa; Chordata; Lepidosauria; Squamata; Anolidae.